This is a messenger RNA of Penaeus vannamei (Pacific white shrimp), 2009 nucleotides long. RefSeq names its product Evr1_Alr domain-containing protein Alr (gene Alr). NCBI's taxonomy places the organism in Eukaryota, Metazoa, Arthropoda, Malacostraca, Decapoda, Penaeidae. Gene Ontology annotation, cellular component: mitochondrion. Gene Ontology annotation, molecular function: flavin-dependent sulfhydryl oxidase activity; flavin adenine dinucleotide binding. The record is from RefSeq and is a predicted model, not a curated record.
GUAAACAAACUACGAGAACCUCACAGAACCUUCGCAAGAAUGGACACGCAAGGAAGUGACCCAACAUCUCUCUUUUCUGCCCAGCCUGGCAAACCUUGUCGGGCGUGCACGGAUUUCAGGUCAUGGAUGAAGCAACAAGGAAGCCUCCAGGGGGCUUCUAAGUCUGGUAAGGAAGGAGAAGAGAAAAACAGUUCAUCACAGAACAAUCAAAAGGAUAACACAAACGCAUCUAGUUCAGCGUCAGGAUCUACUUUGAACGGAAAUGUAAAAUCGGCGACAGUUGACCCAGAUGACACGGAUGUUCCUCUAACAGGAAAUGCUGCCAAAUACGGGUGUCCUGCAGAUAGUUUGUCCCUUGGGCGAGGGUCAUGGAGACUUUUACAUAGCAUGGCAGCAUACUAUCCAGAGAAGCCAUCAGCUGACCAACAGAAGGACAUGUCCACUUUUAUCACAAUAUUCUCAAAAUUCUAUCCUUGCCAGCCAUGUGCAGAGGAUUUCAGAGACUGGUUGAAGAAGAACACUCCAGAUGUUUCUUCACAGAAAGGACUCUCUCGCUGGUUUUGUGAAGCCCACAAUGAAGUCAACAGGAAACUGGAGAAACCAUUAUUUGACUGCAGUUUAGUAAAUGAGAGAUGGCGUGAUGGUUGGAAAGAUGGAUCUUGUGAUUAAAUUAUUUUAUAUGUAUUUAUUUAUUUUAUUGCAAGAAAUGUAUAACCACACUCUUAAAUUUAAAAAGAUUAGAGUGACUUUAAAGUGCAAUAUAUUUGUGUAUCGGCUGAUGCGCUUUGAAUAUUUACAAAUAGAAAAUGAUGAUUGCUAUAGCAGUUAUGAUUCAUUCCAGAUACCUUGAUAAUUCAAGUGAUAGCUCUGAGUUGCAAGUUGCAUUAUCACAUUACUUAGAUUUCAGAUAGAACCCUGUUAGCAAUGUUUAUAUUAGCUAUGGAUUUUUUUCUUUUGUUUCAUCAAGGCUGGUGAAAUGUUUCACAUGCCAUCACUCAAAUAAAAGAGCUAUUUUGACCAAGUUAACCCAUGAUGCAGAAUGCAGUAUACAUGCACUGUUAAUUCUGGUUUUGUUUAUGAAUUUUGUCUACACAUAGAUGGCAUCAGAAGCACAUAGUCAUUAAAAAGUGAGUUAACAGGCCAACUCAACCUCGCCAGUUACCCCAUUCCUAGAUUUUACAGGAAGGAAAUGUUUAAAUUUUAUUAGUCAAUAUUGUUAAUAAUGAAGUCAUGAUAAUGAUUGUAAUAAUGAGAGCAAUAAAUCCCCCAAAUUCAAGGAUUAGGAUAAUCAGGUCAGACCAAAUAGGCCUAACAGCUGACUCCUUAAUAAAUAAGUGCUUGUAAAGUAAUCUGUGUGUAAACAAAACUAAUAUAACAAAAUUACAGUAGACAGGGCAUGUACUAGUUGCCAGUGGUUUAUGCUUUAGUUGAAGGGAGCAAAUGUAUACACACUAGUUUUAUUAUUUCCCUUUUUAUGUUUCGGUUAUCAGAAUAACAAGGCUGAUUAGAUACUGGUAAGAAAACUCAGGCAGAACUUCUCCGUGAUCUUUUUGCAUGUUUCUUUUUCAUUUUUAGAUAUUUACUCGCAUCUGUAAAGUUUUGGGUGUGUGAUUAAUGUAGGGUUUAUCGAUGAUGAAGAAGCACAAGACUGAGUAUUGUAUAAAUAUGUGAUAACCUUGUAAAAAAUGUACAGCUAUGAAAGUUACUUUUAAUUUUUGAUGUGAUUGUCUGCUCUGUAGAGUACUUAUAUAAGACAGUGGGUUUUUAAAUGUGCUCAGUUUUAAGGAAUUUAUAUGUGUAUUCUAACAUUGAGAAAUUUCAGUAUAAAGAAAUAUUGAUGGAGUUAUCAGUUGAAGACCUGUGUUCCAAAUAGAAUAUGGUGUAAUAUAGGGAUACCGCUACAAAACACAGUGGUGCUAUCUUUAACAGUUUGUGAUCAUUGUGUAAGUAUUGUAUAAAGAUGUAUAUAUUGUUGAAUUAAUGUUUUAAAUUACACAGUCUUGCAAAAA